Osmerus eperlanus (European smelt) is the source of this 950-nucleotide messenger RNA. It is a transcript of the gene gjz1, whose product is annotated as gap junction protein zeta 1. The record is from RefSeq and is a predicted model, not a curated record. Gene Ontology annotation, cellular component: connexin complex. The transcript has a single exon. NCBI's taxonomy places the organism in Eukaryota, Metazoa, Chordata, Actinopteri, Osmeriformes, Osmeridae. Gene Ontology annotation, biological process: cell-cell signaling. Gene Ontology annotation, molecular function: gap junction channel activity. The coding region runs from base 36 to 725 and encodes 229 amino acids.
AUUCAGCAAUAAACCAGUGAGAAAAACAACAACAAAUGGCAGCCUUAGUGACGGGCCUCAUCCCCAUCCUCCGGACGGCGGUGGACACCACCACCACCUACAAGUGUCGCUCGCUGUGGUUCGGCUUCCUGUGCGUCCGCCUGGUGGUGCUCUUCGUGGCCGAGCUGCCCUGGUUCAAGCUGGACUCGGACUUCAGCUGCAACGCCACCAAGGACAGCAUCUGCGUCCGAGCCUGCUACAACCAUCACUUCGACAAGCCGGCGAUGGUGGCCUGGAACUUCCUCUUCAUCCUCCUCAUCCUCUCGGUGCUUCUCAUGGAGCUCUUCGCCUCCCACCUCCGCGCCGUGGCCCAGAAGAGGGCCUCCAAGAGUGGCGAGGGGGAAGGGAACGCAGAGCUGGCUGGCUCUGCGGACACCAGGAUGGUGAUUGACCUCCACAAGAACAAGAGUACAGUGGGGUUCUACUUGUUUAGCAUCGUCCUGCGUAUCGCUGUGGAAAUGUGGUUCGUCUAUGUGCUUCUGGUUUGGAACCUCCCUAGAUUGGACGACGGUCCGUUUCAGUGUAAGAUGAACGUCUGUGGAGACUUGGUCGCCUGUGUCGUGCGAGCCGCUCCGGAGAAACGGAUGUCUAUUUACACUCUGGCGUCCAUUUCGGUCCUAGUCAUUGUUGCGUCAGUUUUAUUCUGUUUGUACUCAAUUGCACACUAUCUCUGCAACUCAGGCUGACAGGGGACAAUACAUUCUUUUUCUAUUGAUUGUGUUCUGUGUACCUACGUAAACGAUGGCUGGGUAAACCCACUGUUAGGGACUGCAUAUUAGCAGACCAGUCAUCAAUAAUCUGAGAAAAAUGUAUUUCCUUUUUCUAUUUCUGUCUGGUUGUCUCGAUGUGCGACAAUGCGUCUUUCAAUGCGACUGUUGAAUACAAAUAACUCAAAUUUGUCAUAAAGUCAC